AUGGUUUCCCCGCCGUGGGCGUCUAGCUGUCGAAUAUGCUUUUUCGUUCUUUUAACCAUCUCAUAUUUUAUCACAUUUACUUUCGCACAGGACGUUCUGUGUAGCAAAGAUAAGAAGUGUCCGAACAAAGCUUGUUGUUAUAUCGCGGAUAAAGAAGUAGAUGAUGGUAUCUGCGGUUAUGGAGCUGAGUUCUGCUCUGAAGGUUGUGUUAGCAAUUGCGAUGCGCACGCUGAAUGCGGAAAGGAUGCUGAGGAUCCGGGAAAAAAGUGCCCAUUAAAUGUUUGCUGCAGUAAAUGGGGAUUUUGCGGAACCUCGGAGGACUUUUGUGAUACGGGCAAAGGCUGCCAGAAUAACUGCUUCACUCCCUCAAAGCCCUCGUGUGGUGACCGAAACGUCUUUGGUUUGAAGAUCGGUUAUUAUGAAUCUUGGUCGACUUUAAGAAACUGUGGCGGAAUGCCACCUGAGAGCUUGCCUGCAGAGCAGUUCACACAUCUUUACUAUUCCUUUGCGACUUUUAGGGAGCAAGGUGGUAAAUACUACAUUGUACUCGACCCGAAAAUCGGUGGUGACUACGACCUACUCAUUCGGUUCACCAAUUUGAAGAGGGAUUAUCCGGGAUUGAAGUGCUAUAUCGCCAUUGGUGGAUGGACUUUCAAUGACGAACCGACGCAAAAAGCAUUCACAAAUAUGGCUUCUAAAGACGAAAGCCGUCGUAAAUUUGCAGAAGCAAUCUUCAGCUUCGUCCGAGACUAUGCAUUUGAUGGAGUAGAUCUUGAUUGGGAAUAUCCUGGUGCUGAAGAUCGUGGCGGCGUGAAAGAAGACACGGAGAACUAUGUUAAACUCAUCAAAGCGAUCAGAGAAGAAUUUGACAACAGAGGCGGUGGGUAUGGUAUUAGUUUCACUAUCCCAGCGUCUUUCUGGUAUCUCCGAUGGUUCGAUGUCUCGGGUAUGCUUGAUGCUGGUGCUGAUUGGGCGAAUAUUAUGUCUUACGAUAUGCAUGGAACGUGGGACUCCGAUGAAAACUUUGUCGGCAAGGUAUUGGGCGCCCACACUGACUCUGUCGAGAUCCAGGGAGCUCUUAAUCUACUUUGGAGAGACACGAAGUUGGAUCCCAAGAAGAUCGUUAUGGGCUUCGGUUUUUAUGGUAGAAGUUUUAAAAUGGCGAAUCCGUCGUGUAAUAUUCCUGGCUGCCGUCAUGCAGAUGGUGGCGCGUCGGGAGCUUGCACUGAUACAUCUGGGGUUCUCUCUUGGGCUGAAAUCAGUGAACUAUUAAAAUCUGGGGCCGCCACUACAGAGGUCUAUGACGAAAAGAAAGCCGUCAAGUAUAUGACAUAUGACGAAGACUCCUGGGUUUCAUAUGACGACGACCAAACCUUUAAGCAAAAGCUUCAACAGGCAAGGGAUAACUGUUUAGGAGGUAUAAUGAUAUGGGCUGUUGACUUAGACACGCCUGAUUUUACCGCGCUAUCCAAUUUACUUGGAACCGAUGUCGCUGGUCAUUUCGGAGACGAUGACGAUCUAACAAUCGACGAGCUUAAGGGCGCAACUGGAGAGGAUUGUUAUGUAACCGAAACAUGCGGAAACCAAAAGACUCCUCCAAAGUGCAAAUCGGGCUACCGAGUCCUUGACUAUAUUCAUGAGCCUCUGAAUGGCCAAAUCCCAUUGCAAAGACCGUGUUCGACAAAUGCCUUCCGUUCAAUCUGCUGCCCGAUGAGAACUAUGCCUAGGGGUUGUUCAUGGACCGGGUGUGAUAGCAAUCAAGAUACAGCUUGCCCUCGAGGCAAGUUCCUCAUGGCGACAGAGGGCUACAAGAAUAGGGAGGGAACCGAAGUCUGCAAACCGAUGACUGGUCGGCGAAGACUCUGCUGCGAUUCACGCCCUGCCUUUGAUGUCUGUGGUUGGGGCCAAUGCACAAAAAGCGAUAGGUGUUCUGGUCCCGAUUCCGAUAGGGAGGUUGUCCUCAGCUCCGUGCUCGCAUAUGAUGACUCCAUGUGUCCAACUGGGGAAAAGAGUCACUACUGCUGCGAAAAAGAUAAGAAGCCAAAGAACUGUAAAUGGAUCGGCCCCGACAACGGUUGCACGGAGUUCAAGUGUCCUUCAGGUAAAGUUCAGUGGACUAAAAAGGAAUACGUCGAUGGAGAGAAGUCCGGUACCACUAUUUCUUGUACCAAUGGACGACAAAUGUCGUACUGCUGUGAUCCGCCAAAGGAUGAGGAUAGCAGACUCAGCGUUGAUCCUGCGGAUAUCUUUCCCAAACCUCUCGGAGACAAUGAGGAGGAGUACACGAUGACACCGGAUAGUAAUACCCAGUCUGAGGGAUCCACAAGAUCGUCUAUUCUUGCCGGAAGCGGAGGUGGGGCCGACGAAGCCUUCUCUUUUGUCCUUGUUGACGGCACGGAGGGUGCAGUUGAUAACAAUUUUGCUGAAGCCUGGGAUAUCUUGGAUCAAGAGACCCCGAGCUUCCAGCUUAAGAAGAGAGAAUGGACGGAGUAUCGGAAGCCUGGUGAAGUUCGACAUGAUACUUUUGAGAAUGUCAUUGAGACUUAUCGUGUCGUAUGUGCGGCAGGAAUGUCAGCUGCUGAAUGCAAACGUAUCUUCAUCAUGAACGCAGAGGAUACGAUUAUCAAGCUUCCCAACGGUAUCGGCUCGGGUCCCUACGCUAGGAUUGUUAGUUUCAAACAUAUUCCCGAUGCGAAAAUCAAUUAUGGCGACAAAAAGAGACUCAACAAGCGACGAACUCAGUUGCGGAAAAGAAACUUGGCAAUCCGUGAUCUUGAGGAGGAACAUCAAGUCUUUGAGCUUGUUACUGACUUUGACUUUGCGGCUAUCAAUGCUGCUGCUAAACCUGGUGCUGAAGUUCAGUAUCGUACUGACUGGUCAAAUCUUUUGGAUUACUGGGAUGAUGUUACAGACGAGGACCCGGACGGCUCGGGAAUGGGAACUAAUAAAAAGCGUGGCUUGGAAAAACGUUGGUUUGGUAGUUUUAAGAAUUGGUUGAAGAAAGUUACAACGAUUCGAAAGGAGGAUAAAGGUACCCUCGAGAUGGAGUAUGAAAAGAGAUUCACAAUCUUCCACUUCGAGGAUCGUUGUCAAAAGGGGAAUACUUUAUACCAAGCCGAGAUUGAUGCAAGCGCAUAUCUUCAUAUGGCUAUGAGUGCAACAUACAGUUACUUGUUCCAGGGUCAGAUCUUACCAGUUCCCAAAACCGAAUCAGCUUACGCCUACUUUGGCGCUGAGCCAUUCGUCCAUGUUCUUCUCACAUUGCAAGGAUCUGGAAGUAUCCAAUCGACCAGUGGGAACUAUAAGAUUGUCAAUGGAGUCACGUGGCCAGGUCUUAGCAUCAAGGGUUUGAUACGUAUUGGACCCGAGUUGAACGUUAACGCAAGAAUCGAUACGUCUCUGAGCAUAUCUGGUAAGGCUGUCGCUGGUUUUGCUGUUGGAUUCAAUGCAUUUGAGAUAGCAUUUCCACAGAAUAGCGACGGGAAAGGAGGAAGCAGGAACCCCACCAAGCUCAACAAAGAUAAUCAUCAAAUCUUCUCGGUUGACCAGACCCUUAAAGCUGAAGUGAAGGCUGAAGGUCAUAUUUCUUUGACCGUCACACCCAGCCUUUCCUUCGGUAUUGAGGCACUUGGUGGCAAACUAAUGAAGGGAGACGUGAUUCUUGGGGUUGAUAACACUAUUGAUUUGGGAGUGUCUGCUGCUGGAUCUGCUGAUGCCGUUUCAGGUGGUGCUGGAGCAGCUUUCUGCAUCUGGGCGGAUUACAUAUACCGAGUAUUUGUGGAAGCCGAAGUCUCUGUACUCUCGGGCACAUUUGACUGGGGCGGAAGCAUCGAUUUGGCGACUCCAUCAUCUCCAAUCGGCCUCCUCCCGAAGAAAUGUCUGACAUAUGGAAGCCAACAAGACAAGAGAGACUUGGAAAUUCCAAAGGCUUUACUCCCUCGAAAUGACAGAACCGGAACUAGUGGUGAGACUAGGCCUGUAUUCGGCGGGUUGUUUGAGUGUCCAAACGGCGAAAAUGACGACGAACCAUCGAAUGCUUGCGACGAUGGACUUAAAAGACGUGACCUUGACUCCGCCAUCGGGUUUAUCGACGGAUUCAGUCCAUCCGAAAGCGUAGUAUUUGAGCGAAGUCUGCAACCUCGACAGAGCGAUGUUCUCUGUUACAACAGGCCUACCCAAUUCUACAACUGCAAUAUGUUCGGAUCUUACAAUUUCAACCCGACCAACAAACAUACUAAAGCUGGUGGGUACACGGUGAUUGGAAUCUGCGAAAACAUUAAGAACGGAAUUCGAUCAAAGUCUGCUGGUAAUCCGACUAGGUUCCGAACGGGUCCCAAUACUGCCGUUUUAACCUAUAGCGGUAGCACUGGAAACCGUGGUGACGCUUGCGGAGAUAAUGCCCCCGUCCCUAAUCGUAAAACAUGCUCGACUUACAACUCAGACAAAUGGGAUGGCGAUAAGUUUGAUACAGCCAAGAAUGAAGCAACAUGGACCUCGUGUGAUGAGUUCCCAUAUAACAGUGCUAGGGAAGGUGGCGUUGGUGCAACAACUGCCUGCGUCAGUGUCGGCCAGCAGAACAUGCAAGGAACCUUGAACACAAUCGUAUCAAAUAUGAAAUACAAGAACGAGAGAUGGGCGAACCUGGCCAGAAACAGCAAGUUCGAUAACAUCCAGUACAAUGUUGUGCUAUCAUACCCCCCCGGUAGUACUGGGUGGAUUGGUGAGAUUGAAAGUUGGAGAAUGAAGACCGCAGUGAUUGUCACAACCGGUGUGGACUGGGGUCGAAUCGUUGGCGGUAUGAAUAACUGGGGCAAUCCGAAUCAAACAUUCGGAAACACAAAUGGUGUUUGUUUGGAUUAUUUGGAUACCCCAGGCGCCAUAAAGACGUCUCGUAAGAACCAGAACGUGUACCAAAUUCCGUUCCAUGGGUGCUAUAUCAACUUCAAAAAUGACCCUGAUCCAGAUGUUCCGGAGGUUGAUAAGAGAUCUGCUUACCGACCAUUUAAGAGAGAUGAUCCGACAACAUGGGGAGCUGAGAGGGUUAUCCAUUAUUACGAUAGUAGAUUUACGAAAGAGAUGUUGUUCGAGAGUUUCGGGCCGCAUGCACAUUAUGAUAUGCGGCCGGCUAAUCUCAGCAAGCGAGCGUUGGACGAGCACGACGAAUUCCAAGAGAGGUUGAUAAAACGGCUGAUGAAUCUGAAGCUGCCAGUCGGGUUUGGUACAAAUCCUUGA
Messenger RNA from Orbilia oligospora ATCC 24927, 5232 nucleotides. RefSeq lists its product as uncharacterized. NCBI's taxonomy places the organism in Eukaryota, Fungi, Ascomycota, Orbiliomycetes, Orbiliales, Orbiliaceae. Gene Ontology annotation, biological process: carbohydrate metabolic process. Bases 1 to 5232 code for a protein of 1743 amino acids. The record is from RefSeq and is a predicted model, not a curated record. The transcript is spliced from 20 exons. Gene Ontology annotation, molecular function: chitin binding; hydrolase activity, hydrolyzing O-glycosyl compounds.